GAGGAAGCUCGACGGCGUUUACGAUUCACGACUGUCGUCUAACAAGAAUAUGACAGACAUCUCCAUAUUUCCUUUUCGGUCGUCAGUAACUUGCUCGUGUUUCACAAAGGUGUCAAGUCUUAUUGGUCAGCCGAGACAGAUAUCCAUUUAGAAAUCAAAGAUGUACAUGUAUGUGCGGCCGUGCAGAAAUCAAGAGGAAAGAGGCAAUCACGGGUUGACAAAACAGGAAACAAAAUGAAAACAACAGCCAAGACCUGAGAAUGGGCACAGACCCACAUCAACUCCUGAAGAAACUCUACCUAGACCCUUCCUCACUGGAGUGGUCGGAUCCACGGGAAGUAAAAGUACUUCGUGGCCAGGCUGGGAAACUAGGACUUCGUUUCAAGACAGUUCAGAGUGCAUCACGAGACACCAGCAACACUGUGGUGGUCGUGGUGAGAGAAACCUGUGUUGUGCAAGUUGGAGAGUUGAAGAAUCUUGAUAGGAUUCAGAAGAUUAAUGGUAUCGACCUUACCAACAAGAAAGAGGAUGAAGUUGAUGCAAUAUUUCAGGACAAAAAGCAGUCUGUGUUUAAUCUUAAAGUCCAGAGUGAGGUUUCUUCAAAGUUGGAAGCAGUGUGCACACUGAGUAAGUGUGGCUCUGGUGACAGUAACAGUGAAUUUAUGGAUAGUGGCUCAUAUCAACCAGGCUUUGCAGGAUCCAAACCAAAGAGGAUGUUAUCAUCAAGUUCUGGGCAAGCAUCAACUUGUUCAGUGGAACGCCCACCCACAAAGAGAAUAGUGAAGAGCAAGAGUACUGACACAGACAAGAGCUGGGGACAUCAUGGUGAUGAGUCCUGUUCUCCGGGAGUGACCCACCCUCUGGCCCCAACUCAUCACCUGCUGGAUGCUGCCCACAUCCCAGAUGUACAGGAGUAUGCCAGGACUAUGUCUUUGCCUGAUCGUGUGUCACUGGCUAAAAUAGGCAUAGAAAUUGAUGAUGGGGAGAGAAUCCAUUCUCUGCCUGUGGUAAAUGGGAGCAGGCCAUCAGCGAGGCAUGGAUGUGACAAUGGAAUUGGGGCAGUGAAGCUUAGCGUACGUCGCUGUAAAAACAAAAGCUGCAAUGUGACUAUGAAUUUGUGUCUGUGGCAUUCGCUGAUCUUCAAGGUUCCCCAGUUUGUCAUAUGGGAUCCCAUGUCAAAGACCAUCACUCUCAACAGGGGAACUAAUGCAUCAUUUGGCAUAACUAAGAAGGUGAAAAUACAGGAAGCGACAUCACAGAUAUAUACCCUUGUGGAGGCCAUAGAACCAGGGUCAGUAGCUGCAUCACAUGACCUGUUUGUUGGAGAUUGGAUACAAUCCAUCAACCGCCACCCUCUGCAGAGGCGGGAUGAGGCUCAUCGGGCUCACUUUGAUGACCUCACAGAAGUGCGCUUGGUCAUCCAGAGGCCUGAGGGCAUCCUUCAGAAAGCUCAGGAACACGCUGAUAAGAUUAUGAAGCAGCAGCAGCUGAAGCCAAAAAUGCCCCCCCUGAAGAUGCCCCCAAGACGAGGUGUAUCAGAUGUCAACUUCAGCCCAAGUCCUGGCAUGCCUAUGUGCCCCAACAGUCGACCUGUUCUCACCAGUGUCAGCCCUGUGUGGCUGGGACCUCAAGGUCAGCACGAUCCUGUGGAGAGGGUUGUGUACUGGAGACAUUCUGACAAACAGACCACUGAUGGGCAUGGAAUGUCACCCAGCAGCUUGACCUGUGAGCCCCAAUUCAGAGGAGUGACCAGUCCACACAGUCUAGAAGUCUGGUGUAAGAAUUGUGGGAAUGAGGCAGCCUCCAAUGUAAGUCAUCAUAGCCCACCACACUCACCUGAAGAUAACAGUAAUCCUUUGUAUCACCAAGGAAGCAGCAGUCCAACUACACCCACAGAUGGGACAGUUCCUUGCUCAAGAGUAUUCAUAUGUGGCAAUGCAGCCAAUCAUCUGGCUAACAUGCUAAUGUCAGGAAGUCCAGCCAGCACUACCAUAAUGCAGGACACGCAUACACGGCUGGUGAAGCUUUCCUUGAAGUUUGACAAUAGUAAAGUGUCAGUAGACAUAUGGCAACAGCGGAGAAAUGUACCUAGGGACCAGCAUAGAGUGUUAAACGGGACAGGCUACUUCAGCACUUCGAGUGGCUGUGUUCAUUGUGGGGCAGAUGGAGCCAGUGUCAAUGUGGAACUCUUUGUCAUUCAGGACGACAGUUUCUUUCACCACAGCAGUCACUAUCUGUUCACAAGGGAUAGCCUUUUCAUCGUUGCAUUUGAUUCACAGAAAAUACUCACCAACAUGUCCACUGAUAUCGCUCGUCUGGAACAACUGCUGCAUAGUAUACAGAGUUACGUUGGGAACAUGGCUCAUAUUGCUGUGUAUGGCAUCUUCAGCCUGAAUGACGAGGAGGACAAAGAAGAUGAAGUGCGCACAAUGUUCUAUGCCAAUGACAGACAGCAUGGAAAGUACUCUGUUUCAAUCCCUCAUAUAGUGUUUGUUAAUCGAUCCAAUGUUCAUGAGACAACAGGUGAAUUGUGCUCCAAGAUAUUGAUGCACUCCUUAUCAUAUGGCCAGAAAGUGCUCACAAGAUCUCAGCAUGUGUCUGAAGCAGUGUCUAGCCUGGAGCAUGAGUCCCGCACUGUGUGGCUGGUAGAAGAACUCAGACAACAGAUCUCUGGCCAUUGUCCCCAGCACAAAGACUUAAUAUUGCAAGCUGAUGUUCGUGCUGAGCUGGAGCAGAUUGGAUGCCUCAAACCACUAACAGGAAAGUCAAAUGGACCCCCAAAGGCUGUCCCAGGACAAGAUUUGUUUGUGCAUCCUAUCUCUGUGUAUUAUCGCCUAGUACGCCUGUGCAUUGACAGUAAGGAUGUUGGUGAGGGUGAGCUCAUGUUCAACCUGUCCACGAGAGGAGUGUUACUGCAGAGUGAACUGUCCAUGCUGCUGCACGAGAUCGUACCCGAUGUUGAAAGAUUCACCUACUAUCUGAAGACCCAGGGCAUUGUCUAUGAUAUAGGUCUGUCAGAAAUUUACGAAGGAAAUGAUCGAAAUAUUUUCAUCCCCUAUUUCCUUGAAGAGUUGACAACAGGUGGCCCCAAGUUGACUCUCAGUGACGUCUGUCUGCUGGUUGUGUUUGGUGGGACCACACCAUGGACAAUAUUCUACAGGCUGGUGGCUGCUUUUGGACAGCAUAAAGAAUGUCUGCAUGUAAAAUUCCUGAGAUCAGGGCUGUGCAUCAUCAGUCUCAGGAGUCUGUCAAUAAAGCUUUUAUUUGACAACCUGAAGGAUACCAUUUUGAUCACAGUUGAAAGGGGCAGUCUGUCGGGGAAGGAGAUUGUGGUCAUGCAGGUGUUGCAGCAGCUGCUGGCACAUGUGGCGCCCCCUGACCUCCAUUACAUUCUGGGGCCUCCUUGUCCACUGCAGGAUUGUCCCCCACACAUCCAGGGUCAUGUCAUCAAUCUGGCGACACCCACCAUCAGAUGUGGUCAUGUGUGUCUUAAUGAUCAUCCCAACAUCAAGAAGUGGAUGGUGUCUGAGAACCAGAAGAGUGGCAGCGCAAGUGUCAACCAAAGGGAGACAACUGCAUGCCUUACACGGAACAUCUUGACACUUCCACCAAGUGUAUUCCGGGAGAUCACCAAGAAACUGAUGGCACCUCUUGAAAGAGACUGGCGUGACCUGGCAGGUCUCCUUGGCAAGACAACAGAAGAAGUGAUGUUAUAUGAGGUCAUGCUGCAGAGGAAUGACCGGCUGCCAUCAGAGCAACUUCUCAUAGAUUGGAAUCAAAUGAAACAAGGCAGCAUUGGUCAGCUUAUUGCUCACUUAACAGAAAUGGAGCGAUAUGAUGUUCGCAAGAUAAUAACUGACCACCUGGAGAUUGACAUGGAGGAUUGACAUGGAGCACUUAUCCACUUCAGGACCUCCAGCCACGGGUGUACGAGCAGGGCAUCCCAUCCCAACUUUGACUCAAGGUUACAUGUAGGACAGCUAUGCCCUAUGCACAGUUUUCUUGAUGUCGGGCUCUGUGGUCAUUGCUUCAUUUAUUGUCUGUGGUUGAGAGAGGUGUUGGAGAUGUGCCUGUCAGGGUCACCUUGUUCUGUGUGAUGAGCAUUGAAACCUGGUGGACUCUAAUGUCAGCUGUUGGACCACUGAGCCUUCAUCCUUUGUGUCAUUGGUUGAGCUGCAGAUAGCCAGUUAGUAGGGAUAUAUGACUUCCUAUUCACAGAUAUUCAGUCCAUACUAGGGUCAGGUCUAUUGGAAUCCUGUGUGUUAGGACAAUCAUGUUUGCAGCAUUUGUAAAUAUUUGUUUGAAAGAUUGACAGUCCUAUGCUUUCUGCCAUUGCAGAUCAAAACAAGGUCAACUUUGAGAAUCCAUGAGAAUAUGCAAAAAUAUCAGAACAUUAUCAUGUGAUAAGAUAUGGUGUUCGCAGAGCAUGUGUCCCGAGAAAGUCACCACCCUUGCAAUUAUAGUCCUCUCUUAGUUUUACAUCAACAUGCAAUUGGUACUUCGAAAGUCUUGGCUGGAAAAUGUCUGACUUUAUGUGAUGUGUCGGAAGAUUGUAAGCAGUGUUGACUGUUGGUGUUUUUAUCCUCUAAGAUGUAUUUUGGAUACAUAUUAAUUUUGAUAUAUGCUUCUUUUAUUUAAACUUAUCCUGCAUUACUCCCUAAUGCAUUUACUGCUUGUUUUAACAGAAAGCAGAAGCUGUGUGAGGUCCAGCUGAAGACAAAGUUGUUCCAACUAGUUGUGUGGUUAAUCCCAUCACACAGUGCCAACGUGACCAACGUAUCAUCACAUUACUGCUGUCACUCAGACUGAACAGUCCUGUUUGAGUUUCAAGCUACAAUCCAUUGACAUCCUUUGUGUUAUUCAAAACAGUUUGUUUUUUGUGAUUUAUGUCCUUCAUAGGGUGUAUGACUUCAUGUCUUCCCUACUAUUUUUGUGAUUGCAUUAAUAUUUAGCUCUUGAUGGUGGCUUUUUGUCACAGUAAUUUUAUCAGGCAUAUUGUUGUUCCAAUUAGCCAUUUUUAAUACACUUUGUGGUCAAAUCUUUUUGUGUUCUGCAUUUUGUUUUUCUUUGUGUUGCUUGGUACUUCUUAUACAUUGAUGUAUGUACCUAUGCUUCCCUAUGGUUAUUAAAGUGUUGUAUUCACAAUCCUUUGCAUAAUCUUAUCCUUUACCUCUGUGUUCUAGGAUUUCGAACAUUACAUUCACACACAAUCAUGGUGGGAACGUAUUGUGAUUUCACCUUCGCUUCAUUGCAGAUUUAUGCACCGUUGUACUCAGUACCACGAUGACAAGUCUGGCUUGGAUCCCCACCUUUUGUGUCUGGACUGCACCAAUAUAUGUUUGACAGCAACAAAAAAUAUAGCUUUUGCAUCUCCCUCUCUCCCACAGCCUCCUCCAAGUACCUAAGGGUCUCCCGGAAGCACCGUUCUCAGCCAGCUUGUAAACAAGCUAUAAAGACGAUGUAUGACUCUCAGAGACUGCUACAUCUGCAACAGCCAUCUUGAAAAGAAAAACUUCGGGCUGAAGCCCCUACCUACGUGGGCGUGGAUAAACAAGACACAAUUUGGUCCAAGGCUAUCUCCAUUCCGCUUGCCCAAUGCUGAUGGAUCUGGUCUCAGCAUCGGAUAAAAAUUUGCGAUAAUAUCUUUGUCGUCGGCGUUCAAGAUUCCUCGGUUGACAAAGGACAAUUUCCCUAUUCAUGCUCUGGAGGUGGCGGACAUCGCACACACCCGGGAUGACCUCGCAGACAGAAGUUAACCGUAACAUGAUCUAAGGAAAAUAAGAUAAGAGUUUUGAUCCCCUCAGGGCCAGCAACCCUCAAAAGAUCAGAGCAGUUGCUGAACACGAGAUUGACUUUCAUACAAUACAGAGGUCUGAUGCUUUCCUCAUGCCAAAACUCAUGUACCAAAACUUGAAGAUCAUCACAAAUUCAUGACCGAUUUAACAUUUAACAGAAUCAUCAUGUGCUACCAGGUACCCACCUCUCAGAAUCAUCGUUCACAGGACAGGACCAGACCUCACAAAUAUCAUCAAAUAUCAACUUGCUCCUACACCGGCCACGUUACACUUUCUACACAGAACACGGAAACACCACUUGUCUGUCUUCCACACAGGUCACAGGGAAGUUUCCGUAUGUGAAGCUUGAACCUUGUCUCCGACUAAAUGCACAGGGUGAUUUAAAUGUCACGUGUCAAGGACUCUCAGACCGUAAACAUAUCUGACCGGAAUUAGGUCAACUUACAGAUUGGUUUGCGUGCUUACAUGUGUACUUAAUGCUGCAACUCCUCUAUCAAACGCAUGUCGCUGUACAUCAAUGUGACCGAGUCAUUAACUUCUGUACACCUCCAAUACCUACGUGCGGAGUAACGAGGCACCUCCCUUCAUCGUCACCUCGAUAUAAGAACAUGAGUGCUUGUACGGCAUCGAGGGAAAGAAAUGAUUACCUUACUUUGCAUGGUACAAUCUUUCAGACCAAAGAAUUAUUCAGCCUUUACAGUCUCAUAAACAGCCUAAUCUAAAUCUGCUAUUUGCUCUUCAACUACAGCUUACAUUUAGUGAUCAGUGAUGUGCUCAUGGGAUUGUGUACGUCAGCCCAGGAUUUGAUGAGCAGAGCUCGCCUACACUUGGGUUCGAUCCAACAGUUUCUGGCACCUUACAUGAGAACUCAGGACCCUUGCCUAUCCAUUGCUCUACAUCCGCACCCCAGGAGUCAUCUGAGCUGGUGACAUCUAAGGAGGUGUCCCUUAACAGAACAAUCCGCGACGUCCCUCCUGUUCAUAGAUGCCUCUAUGGAGGGUUGGGGUCCGCAUCUGGAGGACCAGACGAUCUCAAGGCUGUGGUCCCUGCGCACAGCACACUUGGCACAUCAUCAACCUCUGGUUGCAACCCAGAAGGUAAUCAAACCUUGUCACCAUUAAAAUGCUCCUCCUAUCCAGAGCCAGCCUCGCCCAACUCACGCAAUGUUCACAUGACUAACAGGGGAGUUAUUCUGUAAACUAGCAGUUUGGCUUGGUAAAUCAGUUUCUGGACUUUAGUGCAUGCUUAUUUCUCUUGCUGCUUUUUACUUGGAUGUCCUCAUAUUCUCGUGCUGUCCGUGACCUGUGAAGAUCCGGGGUAGAAUAGGUCUUCAGCAACCCAUACUUGUAUUGUAGGCAGUUUGGCAGGGUAUAGGUUUUAACAGGGAGUAUAUAUAUGUCUUAUAUAUUCCCUGAGUUAAAUAAGUUAAAUAUAUAGAUAGAUAUUCACAGCGCUGGCAAAUACAAAUUAUAACAGCAGCUGGGCUAUUAUUACUAUGGCCAACAGCACGGAGUCAUGUGCAGGUCAGUGGCUCCUAAUUCGCGCAAGAGAAUGACCGGUUGGCCACUGAAGCUUGACAUUGUGGAUGAGGUGCGGGAUACUGCAGGCUGACGAGAGAGGUAUCGUAUUCGAUACGUGGCAGCUGAUCAGUGAUUUCACGGGUUAAAAUUAGAAUACUUUCUGUUACUCGGGACUUGACCCUCGGACAUCGGCUAGGCAGGUUGGCACUCUGACGCCUCUGAUAUGCUGCCUGGCCAUGUCUGUCCCAUUACCACAAUCGUGAUUAUACAGAUGUUACAUGGAUGGACUCCUGUGUUUGAAGGACAGAUAUUCCAAACGUAACAGCCCGGGAUACUUGCCGUAAAAGGCGACUAUGCUUGUCGUAAAAGGCAACUAACGGGAUCGGGUGGUCAGGCUCGCUGACUUGGUUGAUGCAUGCCAUCGUAUCCCAAUUGUGUAGGUCGAUGCUCAUGAUGUCAGUCACUGGAUUGUCUGGUCCAGACACGAUUAUUUACAGACCGCCGUCAUAUAGGUAUAUAUAGAAUAUUGCUGAGUGCGGCGUUAAACAACCAAACCAAUCGUACCAUCCGUGGACAAGAUAGGUCAAAGUAGUUACAAAUCUGCGCAAGUGAUGCGCUAAACGACUGCCAUGAAAUACUGGAGAGUUUUAUGUCUUUGAGGACCGCAGUUUAGGGUAUUCCACCGGCGUACUAUCUGAUCAUGAUACAUUAAGGAGUAAUGCAGGAUAAGUUAAAAAAUCUAGUAAAUUCUAGAUAUUUUUUAUAUUUGUUUACUUAUCCUGCAUUACUAUGUCUAAGUUGCCCACCCAUCGCAGAGCUGCCUCCCCACGAUGUCUUCAGGUGUUACGAUCUAGCAGUAAUGUGAUGAUCAGUGACAUCAUCAGUUCCAUGGUUAAGUGGGCGUUAGCCACAUAACUAAUUGGAACAACUUCUUUUUCAGCUGGACCUCACACAGCUUCUUUCUUUCAAAACAAGCAGUAAAUGCAUUAAGGAGUAAUGCAGGAUAAGUUUACAAUCAUAAAAAAUAUCUAGAUUUUACUAGAAUUCUAUGUUUCAUUAAUUUUUCAGGUAAAAUUUGGUAUUUAGGUAUUAAUGAUGUGUCAUGUAGAGGUACAGGUGUG
This is a messenger RNA of Haliotis rufescens (red abalone), 8436 nucleotides long. RefSeq lists its product as uncharacterized. The coding region runs from base 261 to 3887 and encodes 1208 amino acids. The transcript has 13 exons. Gene Ontology annotation, molecular function: protein binding. The record is from RefSeq and is a predicted model, not a curated record. NCBI's taxonomy places the organism in Eukaryota, Metazoa, Mollusca, Gastropoda, Lepetellida, Haliotidae. Gene Ontology annotation, biological process: signal transduction.